UUUCUGCGUAUUCCGGUUCCCAAACGCAAGAAAGGUGUUUAGAACGAAUUUUUUUUUUUUCCUUCAUUUUGGUGGAGCAUAAACAAUAUGUUGUGAUCCUGUUUUAGGAUAUGAACCGGUCUACCAAACUAACGGUAGAUUCACAUCGCCUUCCACCGCAGCUGCCGAGGCUCGCCGGAGCGAACCGCCCAACACUUGGCUACACAAAAGCAAUGUAAAUGAAUAGACAUCCUCACAUGCUGUCCUUAUGCAAUGCCCUCUAUCUCUUCACCAACUCGCAUCCUCACGAGACCAUUCCGGACCAAACCCAUUAACAAGUCCAAUCGUCCCUGUGUUGUUCAAUCAUUCUUCAAUCUCUGCUCCCAAGGCCAUCUUGCUCAAGCCAUAGAAUCUCUUGACUUGUUAGCACGCAAAGGCAUACGCUUAGACUCUCAAACUCUCGCAUUCCUAUUGCAACAGUGUGCAGACUCUAAGUCGCUUAAAGAAGGCAAAUGGGUUCACCUUCAUUUGAAGCUCACGGGUCGCAAACACCCCAACACCUUGUUGUCGAACUACUUGAUAAAUAUGUAUGGCAAAUGUGGUGAUCACGUAGAAGCACGUAGAGUGUUCGAUAAUAUGUCUGUAAGAAAUUUGUAUUCUUGGAACAAUAUGCUUUCUGGGUAUGCUAAGUUAGGAAUGCUAAAACCAGCUCGGAGGUUGUUUGAUGAAAUGCUUGAAAAGGACGUUGUGUCAUGGAAUACCAUGAUAAUUGCAUAUGCGCGGAGUGGGCACUGUGACGAGGCUUUGAGAUUUUUUACUGACCUUCGGAAAUCUUCAAUUGUGUUUAACGAGUUCAGUUUUGCUGGGAUUUUGACAGUUUGUGUGAAAUUGAGGGAAUUGGGACUUAACAGGCAGGUGCAUUGUCAGGUUUUGGUUGCUGGGUUUUUGUCGAAUGUGGUUCUUUCAAGUUCUGUCAUUGAUGCUUAUGCUAAAUGCGGGGAGAUGGGUGAUGCAAGGAGAUUGUUCAAUGAGAUGCCCACAAGGGAUGUCCUUGCUUGGACCACCUUGGUUUCAGGGUAUGCCAAGUGGGGGGAUAUGAAAUCUGCCAGUGAAUUGUUUGAUGUGAUGCCAGAGAAGAAUUCCGUCUCGUGGACUGCUUUGAUUGCGGGGUAUGCUCAAAAUGGCAUGGGACACAAGGCACUUGAAUUGUUCAUGGAGAUGAUGUUUUGUCGCAUAAGACCAGAUCAAUUCACAUUUAGUAGCUGCCUUUGUGCUUGUGCUAGUAUGGCAUCACUCAAACAUGGCAAGCAAAUUCAUGCCUGUCUCAUUCGAACUGGUUCCAAACCAAAUACAAUAGUUGUUAGCUCUCUUAUUGACAUGUACUCAAAGUGUGGAUGUCUGGGAGUUGGGCGGCAGGUUUUUGAAAUAAUGGGUAAUAAGCAAGAUUAUGUGUUGUGGAACACAAUGUUGUCUGCCUUAGCACAGCAUGGUUGUGGUGAAGAGGCAGUACGGUUGUUUGAAGACAUGGUGAGAUUAGGUGUGAAGCCAGAUAGGAUCACCUUUGUUGUCAUUCUCAGUGCAUGUAGUCAUUCAGGCCUUGUACAGGAGGGGAUUCAUUCUUUUGAGUCCAUGACUUCUGAUCAUGGCAUUCUUCCUGACCAAGAACAUUAUGCAUGCUUGAUUGAUCUUUUGGGUCGAGCUGGACGUUUUGACGAAGUGAUGAACCAGCUCGAGAAGAUGCCUUGUAAACCCAAUGGUCAGGUUUGGAAUGCCUUGCUUGGUGUUUGUAGGAUUCACGGGAAAAUGGAGUUGGGAAGAAAAGCAGCUGAACACCUUAUUGAAUUGGAGCCUCAAUCCUCUGCAGCCUAUGUAUUACUUUCAACUAUAUAUGCCGUGCUUGGGAGGUGGGAGUCCGUAGAGAAGGUGAGACAACUUAUGAACGAGAGAAAUGUGAGAAAAGAACGAGCAAUUAGUUGGGUAGAAAUUGAAAAUAAGUUGCAUGCUUUUACUGUAUCAGAUAGGUUGCACCCUUUAAAAGAAGAAAUUUUCUCAGUUUUGGAACAGUUAGCUGGCCAGAUGGAAGAUGAUUCCUCAUUACUUGAUGCUGGUGGGUAAGACUUUGCCGUUUUAUCUUUGCAUGGUGGGUGUUAAAAAGGACCUGAAAUAGUCAAACCUCUAUUAUUUUCCAUAACUUGUAACAUGUACCUUUAGUUGUCAAAGAGGGCAGGCCUUUGGACGCUAAAGAUCGUUGUGUGUUGAUUCUAUAGAAUAGAAUUGAAUCUUCACAACGAUAUACUUGAGUCACACCCCCCCACCCUCCAGUUGAGCGGGCGAAAUAUCUAGGAAGGAGGCCCCUGAGAAUGUUUUGUUCCUUCUGUGUCAUAGUUCUGUUUCUUUCUUCUUCUUCUUUUUUUCAAUAAAAUUGGAAAAGAGGUUAUCUAUUUCACUUUGUCAUCAAAUCGAUUACAUUUGAAUAUCAUCUUAUGAAAUGCAUCUGUUUGUAGAUAUAGGAAUAGUUCUCUCUUUGAAAUGGAUUUGCAAAUAAUCCGCAAGUUGUUAAAGAACAAUAAUAAUAUCAAACACAAAACUCCUAGAGGAAGAAAUUGUCAUCUCCUUAGCACAAUGCACAAUUACUUGAUAAUAUGUAUGCAGUUGACUUACUUGUUCUGUUAAUUAUUCUAAUUGAUGAAGUCUGAAUUCUGAAAACCUUAUUAAAGUGCUUUAUUUUUAUUUUACAAAUUGCUGAUAUUUUGUUGAGUGUGAACAGUUGCAUCUGGUUCUUUUAGGUGUUUGUAUUAUCAUAAUUCAUCUAGAUAAAUGUAGUAAACUGGGCCUCCCUAUAAGUUAGUGCUGCUUUUGCACUUUACAUAAGAUUGGUUAUACCUUAUGUUUCCUACAACAGUAGUAAAUUUUUUAAUAUUCAUUCAUUGGAUUUUGAAGCCAAUAUGAUCAUUUGUGAAACUUGUAGGGAUAUCUAUGCAAUGAAAUGGGCUAAGAAAAACAAGUCGAAUGAGAAGAAUAUUGAGCAAAUUAUAUUGUUUAAAAUUUACAGUACAAGCACUGCCAACAUGAGGGUUCUGUCAUGGUUUCUCAGAGGCUUGGUAUUCUUAUUUUUCUCAGUGGUUUCGAAUACUUGGAGCAGUCAUGUCUAGCAGAUUAUACGCCAGUUUUUCAGCUGUCAUGUGUAGCAGAUUCAGUGUCUGUAUUUCAAUGUUCAGUUUUCAUGAUAAGAAAUAGAGAGCUCAUUUAUUCAGUGAAUUACAAUUUGAACAAAAAGAUGGAAUCUCUCUCUCUCUCUCUCUCUCUCCACCGCUCAUAAUUUUUAUGCUGGAAAAUUUACAGCUAAUAUCAUGUGUCAUGUGCCUCAAUUUCAUUGUUCAUAUCUAUUUAUUCUUUUGUUAAACCUGGGCAAAAAUAUGAAUUGACAACCUGUAACAAUGUUUCUGUUUAACCUUACUAUUCUCUAGUUCUAUAGUCUUUUUCAGAUGGAGCAGCUAAAGUAGCAUCUUUGAGAAUUGCUGAACUUAAUUCGACAGGUCAUCAACAACAUGGUAAAAGGGUGCUCAAUUUUUUCUAGCAUAAAUGGUCAUUUAAUGAGAAUUUCUCAUUAUCUUUGCUGGGGCCUUUUGCUGUUCAUGUGGCCUUCCACUGUACUUACCUGGGCUACAGCUUGGGUAUUUACCUUCUGGAAGGGUAGUACUUGCGGAUGAUGGAUGUUGUCUUCAUCAAUUGCGAAGUCCUCUACAACUAGGGAAAUGUUUUAAACUAAGGCAUCACUGGUAAGGUUCUUACAGUUGGAAAAUAAUUACUUUAAGUUGUGCUAUAAUCAAUUUAGCUUGUCUAUUCCUUCAACAAUUGAUUUGAUCUGGUAGGCCUUGAUCCAUGCUACCAAACCAUUAGACUAUCCCCAUAUCUGUUAUUGGCUUAUAAAAGUUGUAAGGCUAUGAUUGAUGGAAUAUCCUUCCAAUUGUGGGCAUGCUCUGAGCUUUGACACUGAGGUGGUUGAGCCAACAUGAAAAGACCAUAACACUUAUUGGGGAAAUAAACAAAAAAAAAAAAAAAAAUUAAAAA
This is a messenger RNA of Cornus florida, 4050 nucleotides long. Its product is annotated as pentatricopeptide repeat-containing protein At2g21090. The coding region runs from base 253 to 2094 and encodes 613 amino acids. Lineage: Eukaryota; Viridiplantae; Streptophyta; Magnoliopsida; Cornales; Cornaceae. The record is from RefSeq and is a predicted model, not a curated record. The transcript is spliced from 2 exons. Gene Ontology annotation, biological process: RNA modification. Gene Ontology annotation, molecular function: protein binding; RNA binding.